AUGUCAUCGGCUGGUGGCCCUGGCGCCGGCAGCCCUUUGAUUGCGGGAGCCCUCACAUCCACCAGCGAGUUCCACGAUUUUUCCGACGAUGACAUCGGAGGCUCCAACCUUCUCGACUUUUCCAACAGCCCCGACACCCUACAGAGCCUCGACGCCAUUAGCACCUCUAAGGACCACGACACCUUCCUCAACCCCCAGCAGCUGGCGCUCGGCCCAUUCCCCGACUCGCCCAACGGCUCCUCUCAGGACUCCUCGUCCGAGUCCGCCGGGCCCUCCAAGCGUCUCGCCGUUUCCGCCUCCGCAAAGACGCCAGCUACUUCGGCCGGUGAUGCCAGCAUGGACGACGACGCUUCCAACAUGAAUAUGGACUGGGGGAACACCGGUCUUCCCCAUUUCGAUGAGGACGACAACGCCUUCAACUUCGGUGCAACCACCGCGCAGCCCGCCAUCAACGGUUUUUAUGGCUUUUCCGAGCAAGACGACAGCUUCAUGGACCAGUCUUUUGACUUUGAGAGCGCAUCCAGCAGCCCUGACGCUCCCUCCACCGGCCCAGUAACAAUGGCCUCCCCCGGCAUGCCCACCAUUGAGUCGACAAGCCCUCAUAAAAGUAGCAAUCUGCCCGCAAAGCCGAAGCACCAACCGCACAAGAAAAAGGCCUCGACCUAUUCCGUGUCGUCAUCACAAAAUGGCAUCAAGCGAUCGCAUUCCCGAGAAGUGUCGCCCAUGUCAACCUUGGUCGCCAGCCAUAACUCGUCUCCAGCCACCACCUUCAUCAACUCGCCACCAGCCAUGCUCAAUCCCGAGUUCUACCACAUGAUGGGGCAGGCCGGCAUGUGGCCUAACAAGGCUGAUAUACAAGCUGCCGCGACCCCGGAUUGUGUCCCAUCCCCAGCCUCGUUUGCGCCCAACAAUAUGGCUCAAGCUCGACACAUGACGCAGCACAUGUCCAUGUUCACUCCGGCCCCAUUCAACAACACUGGCCCUGUGCUUCGCAUCUUGCCAACACCACUGAAAUCUCGAGUUGAGACGCAGAUUCCCAUCAAAAUGACCCUCUCCCCACUCCCCCCCGGUGUGACCAAGCUUCACCUUCCUGCACAUACGAUAUCAAAGCCAAAACUCUUAGCAAAGCCGACUCCAGCGCCUUCUCCCGAUACCUUAGUAUUGCACGUCAGCUUGGUCUGCACCAGCGCAAUGGAGAAGGCCGAGUGGAAAAAGAACGCCCUUGAGAGAGCCAGGACACAACCUCAGGGCAGCCUCCCUGAUCUAGAUGACGAAGAAAACUCUCCGCAGAAUGGCGGUGAAGUUCGUAUAUGCGCUGGCUGCAUUACCAGAGAACGAAAGAGGGCGGCCAGGAAGAAGAUCAAAAAGCCAGAUGAGGAAAAGGUGUGGAGCCAAGACGAAGAGCGCCGUGUCAUUGUUUUCAAUACACAAGAAGUCAAGGAAUGGCAACCGAUGAGCGGUAUGCUCGAUUCAAACGGGCGUCCCGAACACGUUGUAUCGAAUCGCACCAUGCAAAUCGAUGCGCCCAUGCGCAUCGCCUGCUAUUGCCGUCAUCACGGGGAGAAGAUGGGUUUCAACGUCAUCUUCACCAUCAAGGAUUAUCAAGACCGCCUCAUCGCCCAGGCCAUGUCCAACCCAAUCAUGAUCACUGACGACCACAAGACCCAUCCCAUGGCUCAACUUACCUCACAGCCUCCCAUGUCCGACACUGUCGUCUCUUCCUCGAUCCCCCUUGUCUCCGCCCCAGCACCCGAAGUGAAUGGCAUGAUGGCACCUAUACCCAAUAGCAACUUCAGAAUGUCGCAGGCGGGAAGUGAUGUGUCAUCCAUGCAAAAUGGCUAUACAAGCUCCAAUUCAGGUAAAACUACGCCAACCAUGAGUACAGCGGUUGUAACGCCCCGUCCACACUCGAGACCUAGCUCCCCAACCCAAGGGCAUCCCGUGCCGAAGCGAAGAAAGGGCAGCAAUUCCCGGGUGCCGAAUGGAUUGGAGAUGACCCGACUCGAUACCUCGCCACAGCCCGCACAAUCUAUCACUAGCCAAAGAUCGAGCGUUGCUUCGCCAUUCAGCCCGUCAGCUUUCCAUCAAGCCGAACAUCUCUUCGGUUUACCGAAUGGCCAACUCCCUUUCGCCAACGGGCCCCCUACCCCCAACAGCAACAAUGAGCAAGCCUCCUUCUUUGCCAACAAUCGCUCAGCCAGCAUGGACAAUCUUGCUAUGGCCAAUAUGUACUCAGCUCCCACCUCUAGUCACGCGAGCCGUGCUCCCAGCCCUAACGGGCUCCGUGCCGGCGCCCCGCAGAACCAGUUCGCCGCGCUUGCUAGCAGCCUCUUUCCACCUGUCGGCGCUCCACGCGCCACCCCAACUAUUCACAAGAUUAUCCCCAACGAGGGCCCGAAGAUUGGCGGUAUCGAAGUCACUGUUCUGGGAGCCGCUUUCUUCCAAGGUCUUGAGGUUUGGUUUGGUGAUCAACGAGCUACUACAACCACUUUCUGGGGCGAAUCAUCUCUUGUUUGCUUGCUCCCUCCUUCGCCAGUGUCCGGAACAGUCCCGGUUACCUUCAAACUGCAAGGCGUUUCGCCACAAAACUUUCCCAUGGCCAAGCAGCCGCCAACAUUCAAAUAUGUUGACGACAACGAGGACAAGCUGAUCAGAACAGCCCUGUCUGUUCUGGGGCAAAAGAUGUCCGGUCAAAUGGUGGAUGUGAGUGACUUAGCGAGACGAAUUCUCAACGUCAACGAUGGCAGUGGCUCUUCCGGUGGUUGGACGAGCGGGCCUUCUGCCAACGGCCCUCAAUUUAAUCACGCCUCACACGAACAUCUUGAGUCUCAAUUGCUCAAAGUCUUGGAUCUGAUUGACCUCGAUGAUAGCGCACACAGGACCAAGCUUGACCUUAGGAGAUCAACCGGUCACACCAUGCUUCACCUUGCUUGCUCUCUCGGCUACCACCGUUUUGUUGCCGCUCUACUGGCUCGCGGCGCAAACCCUGAUGCUCGCGACAAGGGCGGCUUCACUGCUUUGCACAUGGCUUCAAUCCAGAGCCACUCAGAGAUUGCCCGCCGACUGAUCAUCGGUGGUGCCGACCCCACCAUCCGCAGCUUAUCCGGUCUCACUGCUGCUGAUGUUGCGCAAUCUCGUGCCGUUGUUCGUGCUAUCCGUCACUCAGAGCGCCACGCUCGCUCUCGAAGCAGCGGCGGAUCUAUUCACAGUCGUACCAACAGCUCCGCAUCUGUCAGAUCGCUGUGGGAGCCUCUCACUCGAGCUAAUACCCAUGACGGACCCAUUUCCAUUGCUUCGGGCGAAGAGAGUCCCGAGUAUACUUCUGGCGACUUUGAAGAUGAGGACCCCGACGAGAACAGCUACCUAAGUAUGAGACGCGCCAGCGAGAUCGCUGCGGACAAGGAUCACUCAGAGGAGACUGUCGAUGAGGUGGUUGAUACGUCAGCACCCACAGCCAUGGCCGCUGCCUUGAAAGAACAGUUCCAGCAACAACUCCAACAGCUUCAGCAGACUAUGGCUGUGCAUCUCCAGAGCCUGGCUCAUAUUCCGCAGCUUCCACAGAUGCCGGGUAUGCCUGUCCUACCAGACUACCAAGGUUACUUCCAGCGUAUGCAGCAGUACGUACCCGGUAUGUCUGGUACACGGCCGGGCUCAGCUGGUGAGAACUCACCAAAGGUGGAUGGCAGAUGGUGGGACCUGUCAUCCUAUAUGGGUGGCCCUGCCGCAGCGCCCGCCCCGCCCCCAGCAUAUGAGGAUAUCUUCCCUCCGAAAGUUCUCGAAGAGAAGCAGCGUGCCGCUGCAGAGGCAGCCUGCGAGGCCGACGCCGACAUGAAAUGCUCUGCCUUGUACGAUCAGCCCCAGACUAAGCUGAAGAAGAGGUCGACCAGAACCAAGCCCGCCAUGGCUAGCGUUGUUUCUGACAGCUCGGAUACGGAAAUACCUAGCGUCCUCAAGAUUGGACGCAAGAAUGCUAUUACUCAAGAACAGCAAGAUCAAUUCCUGCGGGCCAGGGAGCAGAAGCUGAAGCGACUCAGCAACGAUCGCAAGCUCUUCUUCGUCUGGAUUCCCUUGCUGCUGAUUAUGAUCUGCGCGAUGCUGUACAGCUACUUCCCAAAACUGUUCCCAUUCCUGUUUGAGUCGGCCACGGCCGUAAUCCAGGUGGGACAUGCCCGCGCCACCCGCUACUUGCAAAACAGACAAGAGCGCGUCGUACCGGCAUGA
Molecule: messenger RNA, 4221 nt
Organism: Cordyceps fumosorosea ARSEF 2679
Lineage: Eukaryota; Fungi; Ascomycota; Sordariomycetes; Hypocreales; Cordycipitaceae
Product: ankyrin repeat protein
Exons: 2
Coding region: 1-4221 (1406 amino acids)
Biological process (GO): regulation of transcription by RNA polymerase II
Cellular component (GO): nucleus
Molecular function (GO): transcription coregulator activity; double-stranded DNA binding; protein binding
Source: RefSeq, a predicted model, not a curated record